This is a messenger RNA of Talaromyces proteolyticus, 1788 nucleotides long. RefSeq names its product major facilitator superfamily domain-containing protein. NCBI's taxonomy places the organism in Eukaryota, Fungi, Ascomycota, Eurotiomycetes, Eurotiales, Trichocomaceae. Bases 1 to 1788 code for a protein of 595 amino acids. The transcript is spliced from 5 exons. Gene Ontology annotation, biological process: transmembrane transport. Gene Ontology annotation, molecular function: transmembrane transporter activity. The record is from RefSeq and is a predicted model, not a curated record.
AUGUCUGACGUGCAGAGCCAUACGGCCCAGCCAGUCCCGGAAAUCAAUACAAAAAGUCAUGGAAAAUAUAAUCUUGAAGAAGUGGAGCAUGCUGGCCUGUCCCCUCAAAAUGUCAACUUCGACGAAGAGGAGGUAGAACCGGAGUUUCAUGCUCGCACUUGGUUUGCGCUGGCAGCUUUUUUCUUGUUGAACUAUACCCAGGUUGUGGCUCUACAAGGCCCUUCUGCCGUUGUUAACUACAUUGGAACAGAUCUCCACAAUACUGAAAGCCAAAGCUGGGUAGUGGUUGUUCUUUCACUUGUACAAGGAACCCUGGGACCCAUUAUUUCCACAGCGUCAGACACAUUUCAAGCGCGUAAGCUGUUGCUUGUUUGCUGCUGUGCCGUAUCCUUUGUUGGUGCCUGUAUCGCCCCCGGCUCCAGCAGUAUCUAUCGACUCAUCGGUGCCAAUAUUCUCAUCGGCGUUGGCUUUGCAUCUGUUCCUUUAGCUUAUGCCGUUCCCAGCGAGAUUCUACCCCGAAGAUGGCGUCCCUUGGCGCAAGCAGGGGUUAACAUUGCGGCCCUCCUUGCGACUAUUUCGGGCCCAUUGAUGAUCGGUGCUCUGACUAAACGCAACGCUCACACUGGUUGGCGCUUAUUUUUUUGGUUUCAGGCUGCACUUUGGGGAGCCACCACCGUUGCCAUCUUCGUUAGCUACCAUCCACCUAAGCGACAUACAGACGUAGAUUAUCUGUCUUUCUGGCGCAAGAUAGGCAAGAUCGACCUGAUCGGAUGUGGGCUUCUAACUGCUGGAUUAGCCCUCUUUACCACAGGUACCAGUCUGGGAGGUGGUCUUUACAGUUGGACGAAUGCCCGCACUUUGUCGACUAUGAUAGUUGGGAUCUUUAUACUCAUUGCUUUUGGAAUCUAUGAGUGGAAGGGCACGAAUACCGGAGUCCUACACCAUGAUCUAUUUCGUGGUGGGCGUAACAAGGGACGAACAUUUGCCAUCUGUGUUGCAUUGCUUUUUAUGGAGGCCAUCAUGAUCUUUGGCUUUGGUCUCUUCUACCCGAUCCUGACACAAGCUAUAUUCACACCAGAUGCAUUUCUGGUUGUCGCUCGUUCACAAGCAUGCUGGAUUCCAGCAGUUUUCUCCACUAUUGCCUGGGGAUAUGCCUCUACUCGCUUUCGCACCAUUCGAGAGCCAUUGCUCAUCGGAUUCAUUUUGUUCACGAGCGGCUUGGUCGGACUUGCAACAAUUCAACCCGGUCAAUCGAUUAAUGCUAUCGCCUUUUCCUGUCUCCUUGGUCUCGGGUUUGGAGCACCGCUCAUUCUCGUGGUUACCGGUGUUCAACUAUCCACGCCGCACAGAUUGAUCGCUACAGCCACGGCUUGUACCACCUCUUCGCGCGCGGUGGCCGGUACCAUGUUCUCCGCGAUCUAUUCAGCUGCCUUCAACACUCGUUUGAAGAAAUAUUUGCCCGAAUAUGUCACAAAAGCUGUAUCAGCUGCCGGACUACCUGCGACCUCCAUUCCAGAGUUUAUAGAAGCCUUGAGCCAAGGCGACACAGUGGCACUAGGCAAAAUUGCGGGGGUCACUUCUACAGUCAUUGCCCAAGGAACUCGUGCUUUGCAGCAAGCCUAUGCCGACUCGCUUCGGGUCGUAUUCAUUAUUGCUGUUCCAUUCGGAGUUGUUGCUUGUGUCGCCUGCUGGUUCCUGGGUGAUCUGAGAGAGACGAUGAACUACCGCGUAGACGCACCAAUCGAAGUAAGACACGAAAAACACGAAAAUCAUACAGGGGCCGCAUGA